This is a messenger RNA of Myzus persicae (green peach aphid), 3133 nucleotides long. Its product is annotated as carcinine transporter. Lineage: Eukaryota; Metazoa; Arthropoda; Insecta; Hemiptera; Aphididae. Gene Ontology annotation, molecular function: transmembrane transporter activity. The record is from RefSeq and is a predicted model, not a curated record. The coding region runs from base 296 to 1768 and encodes 490 amino acids. The transcript has 10 exons. Gene Ontology annotation, biological process: transmembrane transport. Gene Ontology annotation, cellular component: membrane.
AAAAUUGAAGAAUUUUUUUCAGUUAUAAAAUCCAUACAUUUAUGGCUCCACUCAGAAUAUAAAAUGAUAAGGUACAUUUUUUUAUCCAAUGGUAAGGUAUUAAUAGUGAUAUUAGAGCUACCUGUUCAAUAAAAAAAUCCUAUUUAUUCUAGCUUCAUAGGCUAUGUAUAAUUGCUUUAUAAAAGAAGAAAAAAGAGGGAGCUAAAUUAACUUGCACCACGCCAAUGUGUAUAUAAGCAUUUUCAUUAGAGCAUCGGCCCUACGUCUUUUCGGUCAUUUUUUAAACUGUUUAAAAAUGGAUUUCGAUAAAAUAUUAAUAGACUUUGGCGAAUAUGGCUCGUAUCAAAAACAGUUAAUCUGGUUAAUCGUUUUACCAUGUGUUUUGCCAUGUGGAUUUCAUGCUUAUAAUCAACUAUUCAUGGCUUCCAUUCCACAACAUUGGUGUAAAGAUGAAUACCAUUUUAAUUAUACAUCUAAAAUUAAUCAGUGUUUGGAUUCAAUGAAUAACACGUGCAAAUUCUGGGAUUAUGACCACAGUCGAUAUUUAUCUACAAUUGUGACUGAAUGGGAUUUGGUAUGUUCAAAACAGUUUUAUCCAACUUUUGCUUUAACAGUAUUUGGUCUUAGUGGUUUAUUUGGUAUGUUGCUAUUUGGAUUUAUUCAAGAUGGACUUGGGAGACGACCAGCGUUUUUCAUUUAUCUAUUUAUCGAGUGUAUAUUUGGUAUAGCUACUGCAUUUGCCGAGGAUUUCUGGACGUGGUUGAUUUUCAGAAUUGGAGUAGGAUUUACAGUACCAGCAAUUUUAGCAACUCCCAAUGUGCUCCCUAUAGAAUUUGUUGGCCCUGCUCAUCGAACUACAUGUAUUCUUCUCACCAACAUUGCUCAUUCCAUCGGUAUGGUUAUUCUAUCAUUAGUCUUGUAUGCUUUUCGCGAUUGGCGUCAACUUGCUUUAGCUACAUCUUUACCAUUUACUGUUUAUUUCCUUUACUGGUGGAGUUUCCCCGAAUCCCCGAGAUGGCUUUUGGCAUGCGGAAAGUUUGAAAAGGCCAAAUCAAUUUUAUUAAAAAUGGCAAAAAUAAACGGAAAAGAUAUUUCUUUGGAUUAUAUGGACCAACUAAAGAUUAAGUAUGAAGAGGAAUUUAAUAAUCAAAAAAGUAAAACGAUCAAGAAAUAUAACGUGUUUCAUCUAUUCAAGACACCGAAUUUACGUUUAAAAACAAUAGCAAUAACUUUUAUAUGGUUUGUUAACACUACUGUUUAUGUUGGACUUUCAUAUUAUGCACCAGCUCUAAGUUCUGAUGAACACUUAAACUUUUUUUUGGCUGGAGCUGUUGAACUACCCACAUACAUAGUAUUAUGGCCUGCGAUGGAGAAAUUUGGCAGAAAAAGCUUACUACAUAUUAGUAUGCUGAUUGGAGGGUGCGCUUGUUUAGCUGCUACUUUUCCUAUUUUAGAUGAUCAGUGGACCUUGAUAAUGUUUUGUAUCGGAAAAAUGGGAAUUUCGUCGUCUUAUGUUAUUCUAUCUUUAUUUGCUCCAGAAUUAUAUCCAACUGUAGUUAGAGGUUUGGGAAUAAGUGUUAGUUCGGUAGCUGGCAUGAUCGGACCUGUUGGUCUUCCUGUCCUUAAUUAUGUGGGAAUGGGCUCUCAAUUAUCCCUCAUUGUAAUGGGUGUGUUGCAAAUAAUUGGUGCUUUUGUUACACUUAUUCUACCAGAAACAAAAAAUUGUCAUUUGCCACAAACAUUGGAUGACGGAGAAGAGUACAAGUGAUAAAUAAAUAAUCACACUUACAUUUAUUUAUAAAAAUAAUAAUAUGUACAUUUUCAAUCCUUCAUGCGGCAUGCGGCGUGCCUAAUUUACAAUUCCAUGAAGUUGUAUUCUUUUUUAUAUCAUAUAAAACAGAGCCCUUUUUUACUUAUAUGUAAUAAAUUAUAAAUAUCAUAUUAUUAUAUACCGUGGUCAUCGACUAUCAUCUAUUUCAUUAGUCAGUAUUGGUAGCCAUCACUAAAAUAGUAAUUUGCAACUCAAGUGGAUUUUAGUACUAAAUAAAAAAUUUUUUUAUGUAAGUAAAGUAUCAAAUUUUUGUUUUGAAAAAUUGACGCAACAUCAGAGUUUAUUUUGAAUAAUAAUUAAUAUAGGUUUCUUAUGGUGGACACUUCACAAUACCUAUACUUAAUUAUCACUACAAUAGUACAAUGCAUACUUUAUAAAUUAUAGGUAGUAUUAGGUAGCCAUUAGGAACCUAUAGACUAAUAGACUAUAGGCUAUAGUACCUACAUAACAUGUAUUUCAGUAUAGUUAAUACUUUGUCAAUCAAAAUCUAUUCAUACAAUCGUAUUUUGACUGUUCGACAAAUACUGCAUAUUUAAAUAUUUUUUAUGAAUAGGUACUAUAGCUGCUGUAUCCGACUCCACGAGUGUGUAAUAUAUGUAAUUAUAACACAACAGAACAGUAUAAGCAGAAUAAAAAUCCGCAGGAAAAAAAUCCUUAUAAUAAGAACUAUUUCAACUGAUAUUUAGCCCCUAAGUAUUUAAUAGCCUUCGAUUCGAUGUCUUGUUUACAAUACCUGCUAGAAUCCAAUCCCUUUAAUCCAAAAUAUAUAUUAUCCUUUCUCGUUUUUCAUAUUAAAUCAUUUAUAAAUUAAAUUGAUCAGUGAAAACGACUAAUUUAACUCAUGUGGUCUCAAUAGCCACAUCGGCAUUUAUAGAACAAAGUUGUCAGCCAAAUCAUCCUCUAAGACAAUUGAACUUUCCCUUGCUUAAUUAUAUUACCUCAGACCGAUUUUAUCCCAAUCUUGCGUCGUCAGUCGUCAUAUAAUCAACUUUUGGGCCAACUACUGGACUAAUCUGCAGGUACACUUCUUAACCAAAUACAAAAUUACCUAUUGUCCCAAUAUCCUCUAUAAAAAAAAAAACAUUGUUCAAUCGGCUGCAUCCGAAUUGCAUGCCAAAAGAAGCACAUCAUUUCUUUUCACCAACCGUCGCCCCAAAACUGCUGGUAAUUAAAAACUGAACGGUAAUGGUAUUCCUUGGUCACCUAACAUCAAAUACCUACUUUGGUGUAAUUUUAGACAGAAAACUAACAUACGGAUUCCACAUAUCACCUCCAAACUAUAACAAGGCUACCAAAUUCUAA